AUGGAUUCUUACCGUGGAGUUGUUCGGCGUGCCGCAGUUGCUCGAUCUCGCCCGGCACCUAGUUGCGAAGCAUCCAGUAGCCGCAUUAAAGAAAACGUUUCUCCUUCUCAAGCUGAAUAUCCAGCCGAGGAGUAUCACCCUUUUUACUUUGAAUCUCCGGCUCAGGGACGUUCUUCCAAGAAUACUGGCGCAGAACGUCUUUUCCAAUCUUAUGAAGACACUCGGAUUCCUUUUCGAGACACUGUCAAUUCAACUAGAGCGUUUGACCACCCCCGCCUAGACUUCUACCAGGGGAAUCCGAGAGCCCAGCUUGGACAUCUUUACUUUCCCGAGGAUCAUUUCGCUCCGGUAGGCCACGAGGUAUUUGAUUCCUCUGAAAAAGGUAAAGCGCCCCUUCGAGGAUCUGCUGCUACCUCUCGCCAAGCUCCUUAUCAUCUCGAACACGAAGUAUCACGACCACCCCAAUUCCCCGUAAAACUUGGAGCUCAAUUUGACGAGGAAGACGGCUUUCCUCGGCAAUCAGAUCCAGCACCUUACCACUAUAGCCCAUCUCGUUAUUCCGAGUCUGGAUCUGUUGCUGCUGGCCAUUUUGAAUCUCGCUCCUGGGAAAACAGUUUUCCUAAAGACCUACCCCAGCAGGCAUCUUCAUACCCGCAACCUAAACGUGGCUGCACUCCUAAGGGCCCUUCAACUCCUGUUGCACCAAAAAAGCAAACUACUGGGUUUCCCCAGCCGCAUCAAUUCAAUACCCUUAGCAAUCGGGCACAGUUUGAUCCCCUAAACUUUUUCCCCAGUGUUGCCAAACCUCACGGCAGUCUUGAGCUUCCUAGCUGUGCUCCUAUUGUUCGUCGUGUUACAGAGCCUGUCGUAAAAGGUGCCCCCGAUACUCCUCAAAUUAUUGUUGAACCUCCAACUGGCAGUAAGCGAGUAGCUACUGAACCUUCGGUCGCAACAAGUAAGGAAACAAGCCGUAAGGAGGCUCAAAAUCUCUCCACACCUUUCGACGACCCAGUUUCUCAGACUCCUACCCCCAAGUCUCGAAAGAAGAGUAUCCAUCGCCUUGCCGAGUCUUUCAAGCAUCUUUUUAAUUCUCGUUCUAAAACCGACUCUGACGUUUCAUUCAAACAUUCGAGAACCAAGUCUAGCUCUAAAAAGCGCAGGCCGAGUCUCUCAAGUCGACUUUUCCGACGACCCUCCCAGCAAACCCUCAUAAAUUACGAUUUGGUAACGCAGUCGAAGGUUCCACCAUUGCCUAAAAUGGAUCAUUCGAGAUUUCUCGAUCCGUCCUCGGCCAUGAUGGCUCUGACGAAGCAAAAGUCUGAAGCCAUGCGCCUUGCCCGUGAACAAUCUGCAGCCGUGGUCGAAAUGUGUCGACGAGCAAAGACCGAUGUGCCACAAUAUUCUUUUGAGGAAUUAAUCGGCAAGGGCUCGUAUGGUAGAGUAUACAAAGGACGCCAACUGUCUUCUCAAAAAUUUGUGGCAAUCAAGGUAAUGGAUAUCGACAAACUUGAUUAUCAAGCCAUCAGAGACAUGAGGGAUGAAUCAAUUAAAGAUUUCAUCCAUGAGACAAAGGUCUUGCAACAAGUCAAGGAUGCUGGAGCUAAAAAUAUCAACAUGUUCAUUGAAGCAGUCUCCAUUCACUCACAAUUGUGGCUCAUUUGUGAGUAUUGUCCGGGUGGUAGUGUGAAGACUCUGAUGCGAGCAACUGGUGACAAAUUGGAAGAGAAAUUUAUUAUACCCAUUGCUAGAGAACUUGCUGAGGGUCUAAAAGCCAUUCAUGAUGCUGGAAUUAUUCACCGUGAUGUUAAAGCUGCAAACAUCCUUAUUCAUGAAGAGGGGAGGUUGCAAAUCUGUGACUUUGGAGUUGCAGGAGUUUUACAAACAAAGCUUGAUAAACGAUCAACUUGGAUAGGUACUCCGCACUGGAUGCCACCCGAAAUGUUUCCCAACAGAGUUGCAGAGCCACAUCAAUACGGGAGCGAGGUUGACGUAUGGGCUUAUGGGUGCACUUUAUUCGAAUGUGCCACGGGAAAUCCACCCAACGCAACCUUGCGUGAACGAAUGCAAAUUGGUCGUCAACUUAACCGUUUUGCCCCGAAACUGGAGGGUGAUGCCUAUUCUGACCGAUUACGAUCACUAGUAUCUUACUCUCUCGCUCCGGAUCCAAGAACAAGACCUACCAUGAAAGAAAUCCUAAAACACGAAUAUAUUAUGGAUUCUAGUGAAGCAUACCCAACAAAUAUUCUCAGUGAACUGGUUCGGAUAUACUACCAAUGGUCACAACGGGGUGGCCAACGAGUUUCCUUGUUUAAUCCCGGAGGUGCAGCAGCAGCUGAAAUGCCACUUCCGAUGGGCACUUUAGGAAAUGAAGAAUGGAAUUUUAGCACGACUGCUGGCUUUGAGAAGCGUUAUUCAAUUAUUGACUUAGACGAACUUUCUGCCUCUUUGGCUGCUCUCGAUGAGGAUCUUACUCCAACUGGCGCGCCACGUACAAUGGGGCAAGGGGCAGAAAUGACUUUCAUGGAAAAAGCAAAUUUUGAUGAACGUGUGAAAAGAGGAGCUGCAGCCAUGGAAGGACUCUUUGACGAAGCCAAGCCGGAUUAUAAAUACGAGACUAAGAACGACUUCGUGCCUAUGCAACAGAUGCAACGCCGGUCCUCAGACCUUCCUCUUCGAACAGAUACAGAUCGGUCAUCUGUCACGUCUACAUUUAUCGAUAUAAACCUUGGAGACUAUGAAUCAUCUCAUUAUGCUGCUGGCUCCGCCUCAAACAAUCCCCCAUUUCAGCUUGCUGAUCCUGAUACUAUUCGAGCAAACCGCUCCAGUGCACGACUUAUUCGCAACUCAUCAAGUUCCAGUACUACUUCUCAGGAAUUCCAACCUCGAGGCCCUCGACCUCCUACUAUGGAUUGGACUUUUGACACAGCUGGUCAAAUGACCGACGAACCUGACAUCAUGACACAAGACGACCUUCAUGAAGAACCUCCGCCUGAAGAAGAAACUUUUAAGUCUGACAAACGUGAGACCAUGGCCUGGACAUUUCCAGUUAUGACCACAAAUGAGGGUGCACCUGGGGACGAAGCUCUGGCUGAAGAUGGGCCCGGCGAGAGCGAAGAGGAAGACCCAAAUAGGACCGAACCCGGCUACACUUGGAGGCCUGAUUUAGAUGGCACCGUUAGGGCCGCUGACCGACCCUUCUCCACCCUUCAGCCGCCGCCUUUUGAAAAUGGCCCUACCAGCCAAAUUGACGCCCAACCUGAAUCCCGUCCUACGACAGCCCUAUCGAUGCGGUCGGAAACGGAUCAAGACCCAUUCAGGUUUGAUGGAACAACGACAGUGCCAAAUCCAAAUACACCCCCAGAAGAGCGGCCAGAUCCAACCGACCAAUUUCCCGCUAUGCCUCCGUCAAGCUUAUAUGAAGAUUACGACGCUUCCACACUUGCGAGCUCGUUCAACGAGUAUCAAGACACAAAUUGGAGCCAAGGCGUGACUUUGAGAAACGGGAGCUCCACGGAACCAAGGCGCCAGUCGGUGGUAUCAUCGCUGUACGCAGCGGAUGUCAAUAAGGGGCAGCCCGUUCCCGAGGUAGACAAGCCAUCGUCUCUCUAUUUCCCAGAACCUAUGCCUCCUAGCUCCGAAUGCCUAGCUGACGGAGCUAGCGAGGAUAUGGUUUCUGCGGAAUUAGACCGCCUGCUGGGGGACUUCGUCCAAGGGUUGGCAUCCACACGAGAGGCACUUGCUGCUACUGAUAAUUGA
Molecule: messenger RNA, 3756 nt
Organism: Ophidiomyces ophidiicola
Lineage: Eukaryota; Fungi; Ascomycota; Eurotiomycetes; Onygenales; Onygenaceae
Exons: 8
Coding region: 1-3756 (1251 amino acids)
Biological process (GO): protein phosphorylation
Molecular function (GO): protein kinase activity; ATP binding
Source: RefSeq, a predicted model, not a curated record